Molecule: messenger RNA, 8782 nt
Organism: Nasonia vitripennis (jewel wasp)
Lineage: Eukaryota; Metazoa; Arthropoda; Insecta; Hymenoptera; Pteromalidae
Gene: zfh1
Product: zinc finger protein 1
Exons: 7
Coding region: 1298-3772 (824 amino acids)
Biological process (GO): anatomical structure development; regulation of transcription by RNA polymerase II
Molecular function (GO): DNA-binding transcription factor activity, RNA polymerase II-specific; RNA polymerase II cis-regulatory region sequence-specific DNA binding
Source: RefSeq, a predicted model, not a curated record
GGCGACGGCAGCAGUCGUCCGACGAGAGACAGACUAGACGGCAGAGCUCACAACGCUGCGCAUCGCAAGCUUCGCAACGAGAGACAGGCGCGCGCGUGUGUGUGCGGUUAACAUAGAUAGAUAGAGAGAGAGAGAGAGAGAGAGAGAGCUUCGAGAUAAACCGCGCAGCAGCAGCCAUGCCCUAGCGCUCGGUAGCCGGACGAGCUCAGUGUGCCUCUGGCUCUUCUUCUCUUCCUUCCUCCUCCUUCUCCUGGCACUGGUGUCUCUCUCUCUACUAUCUCUCUCUACAUCUCUCUCUCUCUUUGCACUGCCUGUCCUAUUCUUUCUCUCCUCUCUUAUCCCGUCUUCUCUCUCUCUCCCGUGCAGUCACACCUUUCGUUCACUGUCUCUCUCUCUCGCGCGCGCGUACGAUAUACCCGCGCGAGCACACAGAGGAGGUCCAGAGAGCAAGAGAGGAGCAUCACCACGUAUACCUCGACGAGAAGAUACACAAGUGCAAAGAGAUAUACAUACCUAGUGCGCGAGUUGCGUCCGUCUUUGUCCGUCUCUCUCUCCCGCCGCUACACUUCGCGCUGUCUAUAUAUAUAUAUAUAUGACGGCUCGCCGCGGGUGCGUUCGUUGCUCCUACGCAGGCUGCGUUAACGAAUGAAAAGUGCCACUGAUCGAGACGCAGCGCACACAUAGCAGGGAUUAGCACUCUAGCUUUUCGGCCGACGACGACUCGGCUCUAGGAAGCAUAAUCAGAGAUACGGCCAUGAGGAGCGCCGCCACGAGCUGCCGCCGCUGCACCGCCGCUCAUCAGAGGAACGGCAGCAGCAGCGACGACGAGCUGCACAAAGCAGCCGCCCUGAGCUCCUGAGGAACUGCCGCCCCCUUUUCUUCUUAUACACACACGCGCACUGGAAAAUCUUAUUCUUUUUUCGCGCCAUCUCGUCUCCUGAGUUUUUUCCACUCGCGCUUGCGUACACCUACACACGGGAUCUGUCUGUCUACACUUAUACAUUGUCUCUCUCUCUUGGUUAUAACCUACGAGUGUGCGCGAGUGUGUUUUAUCCUUGAUUGAACUGUUCUAUAACGUUGUGUUCGUUGAGUUGAACGACGAGGACCUGGACGCUUUUUUUCGAGUUUUGAGUUUUUUUGAAGAAGAAGUUGCUCUCUACGCUGCGAUUGAAGAUUCGAGAGGUAGUCCAGGAGGCGCCAGUGAGCAGAUACGCAGCUCUGGAGCGGUGUGGAGUCGAGAGAGAGAGAGAGAGAGAGGAGUGUGGAUCUCGAGGCAGCCGUGUGAGCCCACGUGAAUAUGAGCAUGACUCUCGUACGGAAUUCGUUUAAAGCAGGGUGCAGCGAGGACGAAGCAGGUGCCGACGCGGAGGUGGGCGGCUGCGCGGACAACGCCGUCGUGUCGAAUGGCAUGAAGCAUCAUCAGCAGCGUCUACAGUCGGUCGAGGGCGUCUCCGAGGAGAGCAACAGCCAGAACACCAACAGCAACGACAUUAGCGGGCCUGGCAACAAGAGCGAGCGCUGUCCCCAGUGCGGCAUCGUCUGCCGCAAUUCCCGCAUACUUCAGCUUCAUCUCGAGGACCAGCACAAGCCCCUCAACGCUGCUUACGCCAUCGACAAGCACGACCUUCAGGCCCAGUUCUCCCAUCAAGUCUCGUGCAAGGUAUGCAGCAAAACUUUCGCCAACGUGUACAGACUACAGAGGCACAUGAUCAGCCACGACGAGAGCGCGGUGCUCCGCAAAUUCAAGUGUCCUCACUGUGAGAAGGCCUUCAAAUUCAAACAUCAUCUCAAGGAGCACUUGAGAAUACACAGCGGGGAGAAGCCCUUCCAAUGCAGCAACUGCAGCAAGCGCUUCUCCCACUCGGGUUCCUACUCGUCCCACAUGACGUCGAAGAAGUGCCUCGUGGUCAAUCUCAAGAAGUCGAGGCAAAGCUCCAUCGGCGCGACGGCCAACACCGAUCGCACUGCCGCCGGUAAGAAGUCCCAGUCCCAGCCACAGCAGCAGCAGCAGCAGCAGCAUCAGCCGACGCUGCAGGUCAGACGCGAGGCCGAGCUGCUCGCGGCGAAUAACAACACCCUGCUGCCCAUCCUGCCUAAGCUGUCGCCCUCGGACUAUCGGGACAUCCAGCGAGACGCAGCGGGUCCUUACGAUAUGCCAACCCUGCUGCCUCAGAUGGUCAACUUCGGCAGCUACUUCCUCCAGUCGUCGCUCGGCAAAAUUCUCAGCCAGCUGCACGCCCAGCAGCAGGAACAGCAGCAACAUCACCAUCAGCCCCAGCAGCAUCCGCAUCACAACAGUCAUCACCAGAACAGCCAUCAUCGUCUGGACGAGUCGGGCAGCGAGCACUACGACGCCCUGAGCCAGCAGAGCGAAGCUGCCCUCAGUCCCUCGACGACGGCCCCCGACUCCGAGGGCACGACUACCGAGGGUACCGAAGGUGGCAAAGAGUCCCCGGCACCGCCGCCACCGGCUCUGCGUCACCUGCCGCAUCCGGAGCAGUCUCAGGGCCUCGACGCCGUGAGGAGACUGCUGGAGACCGUCAAUACCUCGGUCACGAAGCAGCUGCUCGAGGCCAACGUGAAAAAGCUCGCGUCGUCGAUCGCCAUGGUCAUAAAGCGCGACAUGGACGAGGACUAUCCGGAUCAGGAUAGCGAGAUGUCGACCGAAGUGCCGCACUACCAGGACGAUUGGUCGGCGACGGAGCAGUGCGACUCGCAGAGCGAGGGUCUGGCCGCGAAGCUCGAGGAGGUGCACCAUAAAGCCGUGCCAGCGGCGGUGCCAAUCGUACCGCAACGUCAGUCUUUGAAACGCAAGGCGGAGAAUGGAUUGUCAACGCAUACCUCCGAAGCCGACAGCGAAGACGACGAAGAGCAAAUGCUGCAACAGAAUCAACAGGACAGCCAGAGCAACGGCGCCGCGCGCAGGGUCAGAGCGAGGUCGCUCAUCGACGACGAGCAGCUUGCCGUGCUCAGAGGCUACUACGCCAUAAACCCGAGGCCGAAGAAAGAGGAGAUCACGAUGAUCGCUAACUACAUCAAGUUUCCUACGCGCGUUGUGCAGGUCUGGUUCCAAAAUUCCCGAGCAAGAGACCGUCGCGAAGCCAAGAUACCGGCGCUGGUGCCGCUCUCGAGCCUGAACAAUCACGUGUUCAACGACCAGCCGCUCGACCUCUCGAAGAAAGAUGUCCUCAGAACGAUAUCGACGGCGAAAGACUGCAGCGACGCCUCGAGCAGGCACACCGCCUCGCCCUGCGGUCCCAAGGAGGACGCGCUUGUGCCGAAGGUACUCGCCAACAACAACAUCGAGCCCGAGGACGCGGACGAAUCGCCCCUCGUUAUUGACGAGGAAACCACCGACUCCGCCGAGGUCAAGCAGCCGCCGGCUAGCAUGCCCGUCGAGGUCAUCAUCAAGGCUCAAUCUCCGAUUAUACAAACUAAGAAUGACGCCGAGGCGAGGGUGAAUGCGGACCCUGCACCUCAAACAGAGACGGAACAAGAAGGACUGUACUUCUGCAACCAGUGCGAUAAGACUUUCUCCAAGCACAGCUCCCUAGCCAGACAUAAAUACGAACAUUCCGGGCAAAGGCCGUACAAGUGUCAGGAGUGCCCGAAAGCAUUUAAGCACAAGCAUCACCUGACGGAACACAAGCGACUGCACAGCGGCGAGAAGCCCUUCCAGUGUUCCAAGUGCCUCAAGCGCUUCUCCCACUCCGGCUCCUACAGCCAGCACAUGAACCAUCGUUACUCAUACUGCAAGCCUUACAGAGAAUAGACCGAAGACGGUCGGAAUCUUCGGCUCGUCGAAGCGAGCUAGCGAAGAGGAGACACUGAAUAAUGAAGAAAUGCGACAUCACCCCAGCAAGGAAACAAAGUAAAACGACGAAAGAACGUUUAUUAUAUUGUAUAUGCACGUUAUAUAGAUUUGUAAAAGCUCAAGGAAGACAGUAAACAAGUAAAAUUGUUGAAGACAAUGACGAAAAGGUAAAAGUUCGCUCAAAGCGCUGCUUUACCACAGGAAAACACGUUUUCGAUUUGAAUAUGAGAUAUAUUGUCGAGAGACGUAGGUAGGGUGGAUAGGCGGGACGAAAUGAGGAAAGAGACGAGUAAAGCGUUGAGUAGAAUAACCAAAAGACGUAACGGUACCAAAAAAGCAUAAUGCAAUAAUCUAUUAUAUACAUACGAUAUAGCAUACAUAAUAUUUUAUUAUUUUUAUUAACAAGAUAUUAUAUAUACCAUGACAAUAAUAAGGAAACUAAUUAAUGUACAAAUUUGUUAGAAGAAAAAAAAAAACGUUUGCUCUAUAAGGGUUUAAGGGGUGGGGGCGCGUAUCCGCGGUUUCAAGAGAUAAAGAAAAAACAAUUUAGAGAGAGAGAUUAGCGAGUACGCACUGUGUAUAUAGGAUUAUAAUGCGCGAACGUCUAUAAUAUGAUGGACUAUUUACAUUAUAAGCGUCGAUGAGCGUAAGUUAAGAGGGAUGUCUCGAAUUUCUUGGUCAGAAACUCUUGCGUUCUCUUUUUAUCAUUGUACGAACCGCAUGUUUUUUUUUAUUUCAUUUUUUAAGGUUUUUGAUGUCUUAUGUAUGUUUAGAACUUGUUUUCUUUUGUUUUUCGUAUAUGUUUAGCAAAAUUUCGUUUCUAUUUGAUGUCUAUUCGUUGAAGUUUUAUAUACAAUGGCGUUUCUCUUGAGCGUCGAUACUUUGAGGUAAUAAGAGUCGAACGAGACCUUAGCUCGGGUCAGUCUUUCAAGUCACUAUUUUUUCUCCUGCAAAGGGGGCCUUACAUAAGAGAAGCUGCUCGACUCGUGCUCAUUCCAUUAGAAUCAAGACGCUCGAGACAAGCUCCAAUUCGAGAUGAACCUAGCAGGGGACGGUUUUGCGAAUCAAGCCCACUCGAUCACUUUACGAAGCGUUGAAAUCACUUUGUUGAAUGCACGAUUUUACUUUCGUAACGAUAUAGAGAUAUAUUUCCGUCACAUAGUAGACGCGAAUGAUUUUUAAAGCACGUAUUUAUGAAUAAUCUAAGAUUAUCACAAUAAAUGCAAUUUAUUUUAAACACGAAAAAUUCGUUCGAUACUUAUACGUGAAAAUCUUAUGAAAUUGAUUGUGUAUGUGUAGUAGAUUUUUUUUUAAAACUAACUCAAAGACAAUAAGAGUAAACCUACAACAGUGCCAUAUUGUAAAAAGCAAUCAACAAAGUGGUAUAAACGAGCGGCGUACAACUAACAUCGAGGGGCGCGCCAAAGAUGACUAUAAUUAAUAAUAAAGCAUUAAAGUAAACAGAUUUACCGGUAAGAAUCGGAAUUUACAGGGCCUUGCGGAUCGGUGUAAGAGGUCACUAGCGAGUAGCAAAGUCGAGGCCUGACACUUCCAUAAUAUGUACCGGGGAUCCACUACUUGCCAAAGAAAAAUUAACCCCGGUUAGGAAGAAUUGAUGUCGUCAUGCUUUGACGACGGAAAUGCAUUUGAUUUUGAUAUACGAUGCUUUUACUGAUGAGACGUCGUGUGUACUUAUUCUUUUUGAUUUUUUCGUGUAAUGCGUAGAAAUAUAAAUCGUCAGCUCUCUUCCGUUCAUUUUCGCGCGUCACUCUUUCCGUUUUUUAUACGUUGGAUAUUCAAAGUGUACGAGGCGAUUCAUUUCGAUGCACAUUCCGUUUCUUUUUGUACGAUGUAUCAGUCAUGCGAAAAUGGAAAAAAAAAGAAAAACAGUGGACAUACAUUCUCGUCGCCUUCUACUUUUCACUUUCUGUGUACGCGUCCCGUUUGAUUUUAUUUUUGUACUUCUCUUACGUUUUUCGAACCGUGGACGUCGUGAGACAAUAAUAAAUAAAAGUAAAAUAGGGCGAACCGUCGACUGACUUGAACUUUUUUAUUUAACCGCGCCGAUGAUCGAAGAAAAGAUUUAUAAUUGUACAUAUAUAAAUAUAGAGAGAGUAAUGAAAAUAGAUAAUGAAUACAAAGCCCAGUGAAACGCGUUUUGUUUAUCGACUCGCAAAGCGGAUUUCUUCACGGCGAUCUCCGAGGCCCGCUUUUUUAAAGGUUCUAUAAGUAUGAUAUUAAAAUGCUUCCAAAUACACUACUAUUGUAAAGGUAAAGCAAAUGAAAACCUAAUGAUCGUACGACGAUUUAUAUGAUUUUAUUUGUUCGGCCGCAUCUUUAGGUAAGCCAAAAAAUAAGAUGGAAAGAAUUUACAGAUGACGAUAAUUAAUACUCGAGAAUGUAUUUUAUAAGAGUUUAUUCGUCUUUUUUAUUUACACGUACCACGAGUGAUAAGUGAUAUUGUUAUUAAUAUUACGAUUAUCGUAUACUUUAUACAUAUAUAUAUAUAUAUAUAAACAAAGAAACGCAUUAUAAUCCACACGUGGAUGCUAAAAGAUAUAGAAAGCGAGUAAGAAUGAUAAUGAUAAUAAAGCGAGGCAUUUACCUAAGAAAAAUCGAUAUAGAAUCUAAUCGCCGGAGCAUACGAAAUGCAGGAAUGGGCACUGCGCAAUUGCUUUUCCGACGACUCUUUGAUCAAUUACACGUUACGACAUAUUUUUAUAAAUAAGAACUUUAUAUGAGACACAAAAUGUAAAUAAAAUAUUUUCGUCAUUUAUAACCACAUAGCAAGAAGAGUUUAUUCGAUUCAGUGAAGUACUAUUUUGCUGAUUCAACGGUGAUUUCCUUGUAAAAAUCGACAAUAAUGCAGCACUGAAAGUACUGUAUACUUAAUAGCAAGAUUAUUCCUCGAUUGAAACGAUAACUUCCUUGGGUGAAUUAUAUUACGAAAUAUAUAUGACUUCGACUAAGUACACCGAGUAUAAAAUAUACUCGAUGAUAAAGUUCUAUUUUCUACUUUCUUUCUCUAUACAGUAGCAUCAAAGAAAAAUUUAUACGACAACGUAAUUGAGCUCGAGUCGUGCACGAAAGCAAUUGGCCUGUCCAUUCCUGGGAAAACCAGGAACAAUACAUAAAAAAACUACCGGCGAAACAAAACGAAUCUGUGUACUUCCUUACGUAGAAGCUUCGGUUAUCCGCGACAGGCAUCGUGUCCACCACUAAUAUAAUAUAUUAUAUAAAUAUAUGAGAGAAGAAAAAAGGGAAUAACAAACGGAGAAGCAUCAAGGAAAGAAUACAAUGGAACGAUACGAGCGACGAUGCUUAUAAUACUCAUUUAUAUUAGUGUUAACACUUAAGAAAUAUAUUUUUAUAUAAUUAUAGCGUAAUAUUUACGAUAAAAAGGUAACGACUAGAGUCGUCGAGGUGACCGUGCACGCUACGCGACUCAAUAUAUAUGUAUACAUACUUACUCAGCCCCCACCCCUUGAAACAACGAUUUAAAUCGAGCAGGGAAAAAAAUCACUCCCUCCUCUACUGUUACAGUCUUGUGAACGAUUCUGUAACGACGAGAUGCAACAAAAGGAAAAAAAAAACAAUGAUGGAAGGAUAAGGCCACACAAACGAUACACUUACACUAUAUACAUAUUGUUAUAUGCAUGUACGCAGUUGGAUAUUAUUUGUACUUUCUUUUUUCAUUAAAAAAUAACAUUAACAUCCCAUUUCGUUUGGUUCUUAUUUUAUUUUUACUCGUAAGUCUUAUCACGUACACGAGUAGGGGAUUCGCGUACUAGACCUGAGACGUAAUAAGUAUACCGCAUAUACUAUCAUUGAAAAAUAAAAUAUAACAAAAGUGAAAGUAAAACCAUACCUAUAUACGCUGAAUCAAAAGACAAUAAACUUCGAAAUAAGGACAUCUGCCAGAAGCGCUGAAAAAAUACGAUACCCCCAGGCGACCGUUUUUUUCCAUCCAUACAUAGAGAAUCUAAAUCUCUCUCUCUCUCUCUCUCUCUCUCUCUCUCUCUCUCUCUCUCUCUCUCUCUCUCUCUCUCUCUCUCUACCAUCCAACUGCGUGUUACACGCUUACCUCUCGUUCCGCUCCCGCUUUCGGCCAUCUGGUCGGCUGCCGCCGGGUAUAUAUAUAGCCCGCAUAUAGGUAUACCUGUGUGUGUACACGCGCAGGCACGUGGGCAACUAUCAACGUUCGCCACGUGUGCACACCCCCUGCGAGAUUUAUUUUCGGUGAAAAUCUCGCCGCUCGAGAAUUUUUUUCCUUCUCCUCCUUCCGUACUUCUGUCCAAUGGAGAGAAGGGAAAAUUAUCGGUCGACGUAGAGAUGUAUUACGAAUAUAGGUAUACGCCGCUUUUAAUGAAUUAUGCAUUGUGUGUAUUGUAAAAAAAAAAAGGAACGAAGAGAAGCUUUUGCCGUUGCAUUUUUCCGAACUUAAGCUUUCGCGAGUGAAUUAUUCUAUAGUAGGACACGCCGUGUUUUGAAGUAUAAUUAGUCGUUAAAUAGAAGAUAGGGAGGAAGGAGUUACGUAUACGUAUUGAGAGGUUUUUUUUUGUAUGUUUUUAUAUUUCUGCUUAAGUUACAUUAAUUUUACUUUCGUAUGCACUCUCACCACUUGUAUAGAAUAUUUUAAAGUAUACCUAUAUAUACACUACAAUUAUACUUACGAAGCGUAAGAAAAAAGUUACGAACUCAGAAAAUAUAUAGACACUGUAAUAUUACCGCUUGAAAGUGCCCCUUUCUAUUCGAAAAAGUCGUUCUCGCAUUCCGCUGAAAGAAAAAUCCUUUCCCUAUAUAAAAUAUCCUCAAAGCUAUAACAAAUAAACUAUGUCUAUACACCUACACGUAUACACACACUGACAGACACACCGGCGUUACGUAUAUGUAGUCUCAGAUAAAGAAAGAGAGAAAAAAAACCAGAGCAACUCAUCUCCGUGACUUCUUAAGCCGACGAUAAUAAAA